GGGCGCGCUUCAGUGCGCUUGCUCGCUUUGCAGAGCAUCCCGUGCAUGUAUUAGGAUGCCAUUUGUUCGCUGUGUUUUAAUGGGGUUGUGUAGUGUUUGUAUUGUUUUCUCUGUGACAACUCUGUAGGUUUAAUCAGUUUGUAAGCAGGAAAAUAAUGAAAACAGUGGAUAACUAUUCUGAGAGGACAGCAAAGAAACACCACAACAAACGAUAUUGACAUGAAGAAAGACAUUGAGACGUUGAUAGCACAAGAACGAGCUGAAAUCAUCUCCAAAUAUGACAAGGGUCGGUGUGAAGGAGCACAGAUUGACCCAUGGGAAGAUGCUGAUUUUAAUAUAUACAAAGUCACUGACCGCUUUGGCUUCCUGCAUGAGGAGGAGCUGCCUACACCGAGUGCACUGGAGGAGAAGCAAAAACAGCAAGAGAUUGAAAGAGUGGACAAAUGGCUGAAAAUGAUAAAGAAAUGGGAUAAAUACAGAAACAGUGAGAAGAUGAUGCGGAGAGUCUAUAAAGGAAUUCCCCUGCAUCUACGAGGUCAGGUCUGGUCUGUGCUGCUCGAUGUGGAGAAACUAAAGAAUGAAAACACAGGAAAAUACGAGAAAAUGAAACAGCAAGCCAGGCACUACUCCACAGAAAUCAAGCAGAUAGAUCUGGAUGUGAACCGCACCUUUAGAAACCACAUCAUGUUCAGGGAUCGCUUUGGAGUGAAGCAGCAGGCACUGUUUGAUGUCUUGGCAGCUUACUCCGUUUACAACACAGAGGUGAGCUACUGUCAAGGAAUGAGUCAGAUUGCAGCCAUCCUUCUGAUGUAUCUCAAUGAAGAGGAUGCUUUCUGGGCGUUGUCACAGCUGCUGACAAAUCAGAAACACGCAAUGCAUGGGUUUUUUAUUCCUGGAUUCCACAAGCUUCUGCGGUUUCAAGCACACCACGACCAGAUACUAUCCAGACUGAUUCCCAAGCUGAAGAAGCACUUGGACAAGGAGCAGAUGUCUACAGGGAUUUAUACCACCAAAUGGUUCCUCCAGUGUUUUAUAGACAGGACCCCCUUUACGUUGACCCUUCGUCUAUGGGAUAUCUAUAUUUUGGAAGGUGAACGGAUCCUGACUGCAAUGGCUUACACCAUACUUAAACUGCACAAGAAGACCCUGUUGAAGAUGUCCUUAGAAGAGCUGCGUGAGUUUCUUCAAGAGAAUAUUGUCAGAUCUUUUCAUUUGAAUGAUGACAUUGUCAUAGAGCAGCUCCAAGCAUCCAUGACUGAACUGCGGAAAAUGAAGCUUGAUCUUCCACCUCCAGCAAAACCUGAUGAAUUUCCCAAGAAACCACUUGGCCAGGAGAUACCAGUCACCCUUAUACCCAUGAAACCACACCAUGCUGCCAACGGGAAGAAUAAAAUCGCCAGGCCAGAGUCGGUCAAACUCAAAAUUGAGGGAGAUCAGGAAAGGAUACUGUCAGAUAACAGCCCUCUGUCACUCAAUGAGAACAAUUCUAAUACAGUUAAUGGUGAAAACCUGCCCAUUCCUUCUCCAGAGCCCGUUCUGGUUCAUGCUCACAAACUGCACAAUGACUCAUCGCCAGGAGAGCAGCCCUUCACUCUUGCUGGAAGUCAAGUCAGUGCCUCAAAAACAAGCCGGCCUCUGAUUUUGGAAAACCCUAGCACUUUUUCAGCAAGAGAGAAUAUAGCUUCUACUGGGCCUGGGGUCUCAAAUUUUAACAAGAAUGUUAUUUCACAAAAGAAGGCGGGAACCCUCUUGUUAGAAAACCUUGCAGGUCCUGCUAUGGAAGGAGGUUUCCAUACAGCAGAGGGAUGCUUUCCUGCCCUAGAGGAAAAAACUAAAGCAGGCGAGAGCCAAGUUGCUAUUCACACAGAGCAACAGCAAGAGCUAAACGACUGGCCCCCACCGUAUGUACCUGUUGAGACUGAUAGUACAUGCUCUACUGCUCAGGUAGUAGAGAAUGAGGAAUUAUUUGUACCACAGCCAGAAGACUUUGACUUGCCUCCACCCCCACCAGAAUUGUAUCUUUGUGAUGACUGUUGCACUGCUGUCCUACCUCAAGAUGAUAUUUCUUUCUCAGAAGACCUACCACUCCCCUCAGAUCCAGUUCCCCUCCUAAUUAAGGAGGACCUCUCCUUUCCCCUGCCUAUACCAGAAGACAAUAUGGUUACUCUUGGGGUACCAGAACACUUGGGAGAAAGACGGCCCUCAAAUACAUCCCAUUAUGAUAAUUUGUCGGAAGGGGAAUUUGAAGAUCAGUACUUGGUCAAACUUCUUGAACUGACUGGUACUGAAUCUCAAGGUGAAAUUGCAGCACAAAUCUCAGAAGUAUCCAACCUUCCCAAACCUCCUGAUGACAAUUCAAGCAUGCCGGCACUGUUGGAAAAAGAGGACUUUGCAUUGUUUCUUCCACCACCACCACCGCCACCACCACCUUUACCCUUUUACCCACCAAAGCAAACAUCUGCAGCUUCUUCCAGACAACCCCCAUUCCUCCAGAUUUAUGAGCCCACUCAAGAUCUGGGCUACACAGGGCAAGAGUACAGCAGGACUGUUACCAACCAAUCGCCUGUUCAAGAGGAGGCACUGAGUCAAUUUCAAAUAGUCGGAUCCACCACCCCCAUCCAUAUGGCCUACACCCGGGGGCGCAACCACUUGAACCAAAAGCAAAUAGCAUUGCCCAUCCAGGACGAGUUGAUAGAAAGCUGUAAUGAAGCAGCUAAGCUCUUCAUAGUUGAAGAGGCAGAACCUACACACUGUCCAAGAGACAUUUCUACUGUGUUAGUGAGAAGGAAGCCUUCUCCCAUCCUAACCUCGCUGCCCCCUGCAGUAAAAGCUAAAUCAGUCCCCACGGCCCAUUCGGAUACAGAAUUCUAUCGGGCACACUCCUCAAAUCCCCAGGUUUCUAAAUCAGUAACAUUUUAAAUUACAGCUUGAUGGCAUUGGGCAGACUUUAAGUUUGCCGUUUUUUACUGGAACUGUCUACUCUGAUGUGACUUUCCCUGCAAAUUAUUUUGCUUUGAUAUGUAUUAGUCACGUAUCCAGGGUCAUUCAUCAGCUGUGGAAUAAAACCGAACAAAAACUGGUCUCUAAUGAUCUUCAACUGAACAUUGGAUCCCUGUGACUUAGUAAAUAACAGCUCCCAUACUGAGCAUAAGAGUUCUGUGGUUUGAGUCGUGUCAGGUAAACACUACACACCAAUGGAGUGACUAUCUGAUUGGUCUUUUUUCUGCAGUUCAUUUUAUGAUCCGGGGUCCAGUGUGUACGUAAUAAAUACCAAAGCUGUCACAGUUAUGUAUAACAGUAACAUAUUAAGUGCCAAUUUCUGACCAACCUUCUGCAUUUUCCAAAAUGAGCAGCUUCUUCCUUCAUUAGAUGUAAACAUAUUGCGCAAUUACUAAUGCUUUAACUUUUAGAAAUGUAUUGCAAGUUUUCCUAACCUUUUAUUUGCUACUUUGAAAAGUAUACUUUUUAAAGUUUCUAUUUUCAGAUUCACACCGUUAUUUUUUAAUUUAUUUCACAGUGACUUUUUUAUCUGUUCCACUUCUUAAAAAAACAGAAAUACGACUGAAUAUAUGAAGGACUAAUGACCAACUUAAAUGUAUUUAUUUAUUGAAUUGUGCACGGACAGUUAUUCAAAGAGCAGCAAAAAAACAUAUUUUAAAACAGAAAUGUUUUAUUUUUACAUGUUUUAAAUGCACAGUACAGCAUUGGCUUUUUAGCAAAUUCUUAAAAUCUGUAAUCUGCAAUUUCCUAAUGGUGGAUGUCAUGCUUGUUUAGGAUCAAUAUGUCUUUUCUAUAUCAUUCACUAUUCUUGUGGCUGCUUAGAUUAUUAUUUACCAGCCUAAUGAACUAUUUCAACAAAAUGUCCUUCAACCACUUCAAAAAGCUCUCAAGUGAGAAGGGCUGAAAAAGGACCACAAGGGCUGUGUAGCUGUAAUCCCUGUCUCCUCUGGAAUUGGGAUAUUUGUUUACACAUUUUUUCAUUUUCUAACUUGGUUAGAGGGCGCAUAUAUUACAGCUGCACACCAUUAAGAAAUUCGGUUUUUAGAAGUAGUUGAAUAUUUUACUUUGACAGAAUGGUCAUUUGAUGAUCUAAGCAAUGAAGAAAGAUAGAAGCCACACACAGUUGGGUAUGAAACAGAUAAGAGAUCAAAUAUCCUGAAUUUGGAUGAUCUAAAAAUCCCUGUAAUGGUAGUCUGGGUAUUAACAGAUCUAUGUGUCCCUAAUAAAGGUACUAGAAUCCACCCCCAAAGUAUUUAUUAAUACCUACCAUGUUUUCUCUUACGUGAAUAGGUAUCUGAAGUAAAAGUGGUGUUUUGUUUUUUACUUGGCAAAUAUAAAAUGCAGAAUCAACAGGUAACUAUUAUAAUUGAUAUAUUCUCUCUUGCCAUGGAAACAGAAUGCUAUAUUUAAAAAAAAAAAAAAAAAAAAUCUUGAUGUACAUACGUAGG
Messenger RNA from Acipenser ruthenus (sterlet), 4448 nucleotides. Its product is annotated as USP6 N-terminal-like protein. The record is from RefSeq and is a predicted model, not a curated record. The coding region runs from base 220 to 2919 and encodes 899 amino acids. NCBI's taxonomy places the organism in Eukaryota, Metazoa, Chordata, Actinopteri, Acipenseriformes, Acipenseridae. The transcript has 14 exons.